Molecule: messenger RNA, 312 nt
Organism: Leptosia nina
Lineage: Eukaryota; Metazoa; Arthropoda; Insecta; Lepidoptera; Pieridae
Source: the annotation of a GenBank genome assembly
AUGUGCAUGCUAAUGCUGGUAGCAGCAUUAGCCGAAGACAAUCAAAGGGAUCAAAACCACGUGAAUCCCAAUCACAAUUUCAACCAAAACUAUCCAAACCCAAAUCACAAUAUGGAUUUUAGUAACAUGAAUCCAAACAUGGACUUUGGUAAUAUGAAUCCAAACUUGAACAUGAAGCCUCGAGGUGAUAACAAACAUAAUCAAAACGCCACCAAAAUGCCUGAUAUGAACAAGGGUCCUGAUAUGCAGAAGAUGUCUGAUAUUCCAAAGUUACCUGAGAAACAAGAAAAUGGACCUAGUGCAAAGAAUUGA